UGUGGUAAGAUAGUUUACUGUCUGCUGGUAUCAGUUUGACUUCUUGACAUGUUAUAAGAAAGUAAUCGAUGUGUAUUUUUUUUUUCAAAACUAUGAAUCAUCUUUGAGAAACUUAUAGUAUAAUCAACGUUUUGUUUGAUCACACAGGAUGCAACAUAUUAGUUCUUUAUAAUUCCUGAUUAUUUUUUGGAUAUGUAUAUUACCUUAGCACGUGCUCUGGUGUUUCUUCAACAUUCUUUACUGUUGUAUGGGGAAUCUUUAUUUCCCCUCGAAGUUGAAAAUUACGUCAUGGAUAAAUUUACAAUCAAUAGAGAUUCUUCAACUGGAUAUGGAUCGAUAAAUUUCAAAACGGGCGAUUCAUUUAAAAUAUAUUUUUGUCUCCGUGCUGAAACGAGUGUAAAUUUGAAUAACGUUAGAUUUUCUAACGAUGGAGGAAGAGAUACUAUUGAAUUUGGGAUAGAUGGAAUACGAUUGGGUGUUUUAACGUCACCAGACGACAGCAAUUACGGUAAAGGAUGGAAUAACUUUCUUCAAAGUGGACCGAUUGGUCCAUAUUUAAAUCUGUCGUCUGGAAGACAUUUUAUUUCAAUAAGUGUAAAUAAGACUGAUUUUUAUGGAGUAGAACUUGAUCAACUUGAAAUCAAAACAUUAGAUUCACACAUUAGCGAUGAAAUAUUCAAGUGUUCACUUUUCUGUGACAAAGACAUAACUUAUUCGAAUGGCCGGGCACGAGAUGACAUGUCUUCUGCUGUUUUGACCAGGAAAACAUCACAGCCAGUAUGUCCAAGCAAUAACAAUUUACUCCUGCCGAUCUACCAUGAAAAUGUUAAAAUGUUCCUUGUAACUGUGAUGCAUCCAAAAUACAGGUCCUUUGAAAAUAAUUUUCAUGAUGAACAUGGACUUUGUGAAAGAAACAAUAAAACAUUAUGGGAAUUUUCGAGAGUACAGCUCGAGUCACAAUAUGAUACCGUUCGCUCUGAAUUAUAUCCCAGUGUUACUAUGGAACAUGGUAGGUCAAAUACGUCAAAAUCUUUAUAUAUGAAAAUUAAGUUUAAUAACUUACAUGUCGAUGACACAGAUACAAGACUUGUGCUGCAAUUUCUACACGUUGUAGACAUUUUUCUUGUAACUUGCACGUAUAAAGAUGAGGGAUCAUGGAUUACACUUAAAAAUGCAUACUUUAGCUCAAUGAAAACAAAACAUGCGUGGCUAAUACCGAAGAACAGUCUUCUAAAGGAAAAGGAGAUUUUGUUACAUAUUCUAGCUGAUCCGGCCCAAAUGAGAUCACUCACAGUAGAUUUUAUAAAAUUAGAGCACCAUGCAUCACAGUCAAUUAUUAGUGAGAAUUUGUUUUCCAGCUAUGAUACAAAAAUUGAAGUUUUCUAUGAUCAGUUUAACAAGGAACACUCUGUGCAAGAUCCAAUGUCUGUUAGAAAUGUUGAUACGGAUACCAUAUUCAAUCAUGUGUCUGAAAUAGUAAUUUCACAUCGACUUCCAUGGGCUGACGUUUAUAGUCCUAUUGUAAAGUUGUCGAGAACAGGUGAAAUGAACAUUUUACCCAUUGCACCACAUGGACUUACUGAAAUUCCAUUUGGUACAUCAAUUGUUUUUGGUCAAAAUGAUCCAUCUAAAAAUAAUCUACCCUCCGCUCCGAUAUUAAGAAUAGAUAUUACACCGGCAGCUUUACAAUUAUUCGUAACUUUUAAGGAUCAUGGAACAACUAAUAUUUUGAUUAAAUCUACUUGGAAAGACACCAAAGCCAUUUUUAAAGAUAUUGUUAAUACGAGGAACCCUCUUAAGUAUCCGUUUGCAACAAUAAUGACCACGUGGAAUUAUGACGGCAAUGCUGAUGUAGAUCACGUGAGCAGUAACGGAGAUACUGUUCAUCAUAUAGUGAAAGGAUGGGACAAGCUUUAUGGUACAAGUUUUACAUUUUUCAGACAAUGUUUAUCGAGAUACAAUACACAAAGUCCUGACUUACGUCUUCAAAUUAUUAAUGAAAAAGAUUUAUAUUUAUUCAUUUGAUAUUAAAUAUACAUGUCGAGGUAACUGCGUACACUAAUAUUACUACUUUUUUAUCAAACAAUAUAGUGUGCAUUGUUUAUCAUAUUAAGAAAAAUCAAAGAAACCCUCCAAUAACAAGAGUGGUAACUACUAAAUAGUGAAAGACGGAAACAGCACGUAGUACGUACAUG
Molecule: messenger RNA, 2195 nt
Organism: Mytilus trossulus (common blue mussel)
Lineage: Eukaryota; Metazoa; Mollusca; Bivalvia; Mytilida; Mytilidae
Exons: 1
Coding region: 193-2025 (610 amino acids)
Source: RefSeq, a predicted model, not a curated record